Molecule: messenger RNA, 562 nt
Organism: Symbiodinium necroappetens
Lineage: Eukaryota; Dinophyceae; Suessiales; Symbiodiniaceae
Source: the annotation of a GenBank genome assembly
GUACCGGGUCGACCUUUACCUGGCAUCGCAUGUUCAUGCCUAUGAGAGAACCUUCCGAACGGUGAAUGGCUCGGUGUGCAAGGCCGAUGAGACAGCAGACUCCUCCUGCGGGCCGGUGAACAUUGUGAAUGGAGACUCCGGCGAGCCUUCUUUGCAGUAUGAAGAUAUGCCAGCUCGCUUCACAGUGAAACGACAUCCUGGCCAGCCCGGCUACGGUGAGCUAAUCGUGCUGAAUGCCACCGCGAUCGAGUAUCGCCAGCUGGAUGCGACAACGGGGGCAGUCAAUGACCAGUUCAUCAUGUUGAAGGCUUCUUCGGACGAUGCUGAGCUUCAGGAGAACUUUCUGGAGGCUGUCGGCUGGCUGGCCUUCGCUACUGCACUGGUGACUUUUACCUGCGGGUUCGUGAAGUGGGUACACGCAGAUGGCUUGAAGCGCCGCGACGAGGCUUUGAGGCACCUGCGCACAGAGAUCGCGGUCUUGAGUGGCAUGCCGCUGAAGGUUACCGGAAGCCCUGUCGAAGCCCAGCACUUGGUGGGGGACGCAUCCUCUGGGCUUCACUGA